Messenger RNA from Eucalyptus grandis, 2218 nucleotides. Its product is annotated as mechanosensitive ion channel protein 10. Gene Ontology annotation, molecular function: mechanosensitive monoatomic ion channel activity. Gene Ontology annotation, biological process: transmembrane transport; detection of mechanical stimulus; monoatomic anion transport. The transcript is spliced from 5 exons. Gene Ontology annotation, cellular component: plasma membrane. Lineage: Eukaryota; Viridiplantae; Streptophyta; Magnoliopsida; Myrtales; Myrtaceae. The coding region runs from base 1 to 2202 and encodes 733 amino acids. The record is from RefSeq and is a predicted model, not a curated record.
AUGGAAAAUAGGAAAAGUUUGUUAGAGAAGAAAGGAACAAACGAAGUUGUUGUCAUGAUUCCAGGCGGUGAGCACCAAAGCACAGGUUCUUCAUCAAGAUCCAAUCUUGAUCCAACAGAGAUUAAGAAUCUCCAAUCAAGAGAACAGAGUUCUGCUCAAGGAAUCACUCGAUCUGGCCCAACACCAAGUAAGCCUCGCAUAAAUCCCACUGUUCAUAUAGCUAAAAGCAAGUUCCUUUCGAAGCGGAAAUCGAGAUUUGAAGAAGCAUCAGGUCCUAGUCAUGCUGCUUCAGUUAAGGACAAUACCCAACUGAAGAUUAAAGAGAUUUUGCCUAAUGUUGGUUUGCCUCACAAUGAUACCAGUGCUAAUGCCACUAGAGACAGUGCAAAAGCCAUGCCAAACGUGGCUCAAACGCCUCGUUGGAAGGCUGCCAAAGAGGGAGAUGAUGAGCAGCCGUACAAGGCUGCAAAUUUGAAGGUCGAAGAGACGGCCAGCAAGAAAUCCAUCAAGAAUGUUAUCUGGAUCGAGUUGGCAGCAUUUGUGUGCAUUAUGGGACUUCUGAUUGCGACUUUAACCGUUCACAAGUUGAAAAAUACAGAAAUUUGGCACAUGGAGCUGUGGAAAUGGUGUGUGCUGGUGUUGGUGAUCUCUUGUGGUAGGUUGGUGAGUGACUGGUUGAUUAACACAUUGGUUUUGUUGAUUGAGAAGGUCUAUUUGCUCAAACAUAAGGUCCUGUACUUCGUCUAUGGAUUGAAGGACAGUGUCCAAAGGUUUAUUUGGUUAGUUUUCAUUCUUUUAGUUUGGGUUUCGCUGAUGAACCAUGGAGCAGAGCGAUCAACGCAAGAGAGGGAGACUCUACAUUAUGUGACAAGGGCUAUUGCUUCUUGUCUUAUAGGAGCUGCUCUAUGGCUUGUCAAGACACUGUCAAUAAAAUUAGUUGCAGCUUCUUUUCAAUGUGAGAGGUUCUUUGAUCGCAUCCAAGAAACUCUCUUUCACCACUAUGUAGUCAAGACCCUUUCAGGGCCGCCUUUGAUGGAACAGGAAGAAAAGCUCCAUGGGCAGCUCAGUUUCAAGAAGUACAUCAGAGGAGUGUCGAAGAAGCUAGAAGAGGUGGUCGAUGUAGAGAAGCUGAGUAAGAAAGGGUUGGUUAACGUCAUUAGUGACUCAUCCCUAGGGGUUUCAUCUCUUGUUGGAAGCCUUGAUCAAUACUGUGGUGAGGACACAGAGCAACAAAAUAAGGAAAUCACUAAUCAAUCAGAAGCAAUGGCGACUGCUGACGAAAUAUUCAAGAAUGUCACCAAGAAGUCUGGACAUGAGUACAUUGAUGAGAAGGACCUCUUGCGCUUCAUGAAGGAGAAAGAUGUUGACAAAUUCAUUCCUUUGAUUCCAGGAGCGGCAAAAACUGGAAAAAUCAAUAGGUCAUCUUUAGAGGAAUGGCUAGUGAGCGUUUACCUUGAAAGGAAGUCCCUCACCUACAGCUUGAACGAUACAAAAACGGCCAUCGAGGAGCUGAACAGGCUUGCUUCAGCAGUUCUGCUGGUUGCUAUCAUUAUCGUGUCGUUACUUAUGAUGGGAGUUUUGACGACGCAAGUACUUGUCUUCAUUUCAUCCCAGCUUUUGCUUGUGGCAUUUAUGUUUGGGAACACUGUCAAAACAUUGUUCGAAGCCAUCGUUUUUGUUUUCGUGAUGCAUCCCUUUGAUGUUGGUGACCGUUGUGUCAUCGAUGGAGUGCAGAUGGCGGUUGAAGAGAUGAAUCUCCUGACAACAGUCUUCCUGACAAAUGACGGCGAAAUGAUAUUCUACCCAAAUUCAGUUCUGUCCAACAAACCCAUCAGCAAUUUCUACAGGAGCCCCAACAUGGGUGAUGCCGUGGAGUUCACCGUUGACUUCUCCACUUCGCGCGACAGCUUUGCUGCUUUAAGGGAUGAAGUGAAAAGGUACUUGGAAGAUAGGUCUGACUAUUGGAAGAAGGAUCACAGCUUUGACGUUUCUGAGAUCGAAGACAUGAACAAGUUGAAGAUGACUCUACACGUCCGUCACACGAUAAAUUUCCAAAACCCAGGAGACAGGAGCACCCGGAGAUCAGAGCUCGUGUGGGAGCUGAAGAGGAUCUUCGAGAAACUCGGUAUCAGUUACCGUCUGCUUCCUCAAGAAGUUCGAGUCAGCUACACUGGUUCAGCGCCUGCUGAUGCGAGAUUCUGACUCCUCGAUGUGCGAA